This is a messenger RNA of Dioscorea cayenensis subsp. rotundata (Guinea yam), 2372 nucleotides long. Its product is annotated as histone-lysine N-methyltransferase family member SUVH9-like. The record is from RefSeq and is a predicted model, not a curated record. Gene Ontology annotation, cellular component: nucleus. Gene Ontology annotation, molecular function: protein binding; histone methyltransferase activity; zinc ion binding. NCBI's taxonomy places the organism in Eukaryota, Viridiplantae, Streptophyta, Magnoliopsida, Dioscoreales, Dioscoreaceae.
AUUAGAACGUGCCACGCAACCAUUUCAAAGUGAGCUAAUGUAGUCCCGCGAGACAACCUACCAAUUUUUAAACAUAAAAACUACUAUUCUUGCGCUUCUUCACUGCCAUCAUCGUCUUCUUCUUCUUCUUCUUGGCCCUCCCGCGCAUGGACUCCUCCGAGCUCGACCUCGCCGUCAAUGGCGACCACAAACCCCAGCUCCCUUCCAAGAGAUCUCUUCUUCCCCCAUUGCCCUAAUGAAGACGAAGGUGAUGAGGUUCUCUUCUCUGAGUACCUGUCUUCCGUUUCUUCAUCCCUUGACCUCAUCCCCGCCCCUAGCAAGCGGUCUCGCUCCGAUGAGAUGGUGCGAGUCUCAUCUUCCGAUGAUGCUUUUUAUAGGAGCUUGGUUCGCCGGACUCGCAUCACUUACGACUCCCUCCGGUCUCUAAUCGCGGCUGAGGAACGCCGGCUCACCCCUGGCCAUCGUCGCCGCGCUGAUCUGGUCGCUGGAGCGAAGAUGAAGCGCCUUGGUCUGUGGCUUCACCGAGAUAAACGGAUUAUCGGUUCCAUCCCCGGCGUUAGCGUCGGCGAUGUCUUCUUUUACCGCGUUGAGAUGAUGACCGUCGCCGUUCAUGGGCAUAUUCAGGCCGGGAUUGACUAUGUGUGCCCUCGUGGAGGUAAUGGCUGCUUUCCGAUUGCCACUAGCGUCGUCCUCUCCGGUGGCUACGAGGACGAUGACGACCAGGGCGAUGUCAUCAUCUACUCCGGCAGCGGUGGUCGCAAGAAGAACGACGUCUCCACUACUGCUCCACAGAGCCUCAGCCGUGGCAACCUCGCACUGGAGAAGAGCAAGGAGUUUGGCAUCGAGCUCCGCGUCAUUCGCGGCUUCACCUUCGAUCGGAGCCCCAGUGGCCGGGUGUACGUCUACGACGGGCUCUACAAGGUCAUCGAUUCAUGGCCGGACGCCGGCAAGUCAGGGUUCGGGGUUUACAAGUUCAAACUUCUCCGGAUUGAGGGGCAAGAACCAAUGGGCAGCGUCGUCCUUCAAUUGGCCAUGGAUCUCAAGACCAAGAUCUUGAAAUCCAGUCCCAGUGGUUAUCUCUGCCAGGAUAUCUCCAAUGGUCAAGAGCGAUAUCCCAUUUCGCUCUUCAAUGACAUUGACAACGAUAAGGAGCCAUUGCUGUUCGAGUAUGUAUGCAAACCAGAGUACCCAUCCAUUGUCUUCCAAGAAACCAUGGAGAUGAAAAGAAGAAAUGGCUGCAGAUGUGUUGAGAAUUGCUGUGCGAGUUGUGCUUGCAUUAAGAGGAAUGGGGGUGAGUCCGCUUAUGAUGGAAAUGGCCUUCUCUUGAGGGGAAAGCCAUUGGUAUAUGAGUGUGGAACUUCUUGCCGGUGCCCACCUAGCUGCCCCAAUAGAGUGAGCCAGAAGGGGCUCAGGCAUCAGCUGGAGGUUUUCCGGUCAAAGGAAACAGGAUGGGGUGUUCGAUCAUUGGAUGUGAUUCGUGCAGGAGAAUUCAUCUGUGAGUUCACUGGGAAAGUUCGCACUGAGGAUCAAUUGGAGGCUGUUAUGAGGAAUGGUGGCAGUCUAGUGUAUCCGAGCUUGUUUCCGGCGAGGUGGAGGGAAUGGGGAGACAUUUCUGAUGUUGUUGGAGAUUACAAACCCCAUGGUUUCUCUUCUUACAUGAAAUUGAGCUUUGCAGUGGAUGUAACAAGGAAGAGGAAUGUGGCUUGCUACUUGAGCCACAGUACCAGGCCCAAUGUUUUUGUGCAGAUGGUGCUGCAUGAUCACUACAAUGAGAUGUUUCCUCAUCUCAUGGUCUUUGCAAUGGAGAACAUCCCUCCACUCAGGGAGCUCAGCAUUGAUUAUGGCAUUGAGAUGGAUAAUUUUGUGGACUGAUGAUCAAUGUCACUAGCAUCGAUCUUUUUGGUGGUUUGUCGAUGCGAGAAUGAAAUGAAAGUAUAAUGACUACUACAUCAUCUGCUGGUACAGCUGGUAAGUGCUUUAUCAUGAUUUUGUUGUCUGUUAUAUAAGCUAGUAAGUUUUUGAAACUUGAAAUAGCUUUUGUAAAUACAUGCUGAUGUGAAAAUGUUCUGGUAAAACAGAAGAGCUAUUACUAUCUUGUCCAUUACAUAUGAUCAUGUUCAUAUUUGUUUACAUAGAUGAUAUAUUUACAUGAACUUUUAAAUGGUGUUCACACUGUUAUGUUUUCCCCUGUUUCCAAAAUACUUGUUAAUUUAGAAAACUCAAGUUUGUACUUUUGGAAAUUGUUAAAGAAGGAAAAUAGUUAUCCCUGUAAGGAUGUUUUUAGUCUGAACCAGAAAUAGCAUUGGUUUUUAUUGCUUGUAAUCAUGUGAACUAAGAGUUCUGGUGAUCAUGACAUCUAUUUAAUCACUCUU